This is a messenger RNA of Aspergillus piperis CBS 112811, 592 nucleotides long. RefSeq lists its product as uncharacterized. Lineage: Eukaryota; Fungi; Ascomycota; Eurotiomycetes; Eurotiales; Aspergillaceae. The transcript has a single exon. Bases 101 to 424 code for a protein of 107 amino acids. The record is from RefSeq and is a predicted model, not a curated record.
GGCCGCCACCCUGGGUAUGCCGACCAACAUUAAGUUAUUAACCGACCUUUACCAUCUUGACCAUCUGGGCCCCUGAUUAGCGAGCGUCUUUUAGUCCGAUAUGCACAGGACUAUCAAUUUAGUAAUAGUGUUUCGCCCCCCGUCGCUGGCUGCUCCCGGCAGCCUGGGACGCCCGUGCUUUUUUUCCUUACCCUUUUCUUUUUUUCUCCCUUUAUUUCUGUCGCUAUGGAUUCUGAUUAGUCCGGCAGCUACUGUACCCAGUAACCUGGCACCAAUGCCCAGCGGGAGGGGCCAUUACAAAAAGAAAAAGCAGAAAAAGGAAGAAACAAGACGGGCCGGAGGAAAAAAAAAGGCAGAUCUUAAUGACCUACUGAUGAAUGCGUUGUCAAUCUCCCCCGGCCUGGCCGCAAUAAUUGAACGCUAGUGUAUGUCUUCCCCUCAUACUGAGAAAAAAAAAAGAGGCUACCUAAUUUGAAACCACGGUCAAGUCCGACCUGAAGGAAUGGGAGACGAUCCUCAAGUCGCUUCAGAUUCAGGUGAUCAUGGAACCCCUUCCGGGAACCCAAAGGAUCGGAGGGCCAUUCGUCUGCGG